Sitodiplosis mosellana (orange wheat blossom midge) is the source of this 4082-nucleotide messenger RNA. RefSeq lists its product as uncharacterized. The coding region runs from base 493 to 3933 and encodes 1146 amino acids. Lineage: Eukaryota; Metazoa; Arthropoda; Insecta; Diptera; Cecidomyiidae. Gene Ontology annotation, biological process: superoxide metabolic process. The transcript has 12 exons. The record is from RefSeq and is a predicted model, not a curated record. Gene Ontology annotation, molecular function: metal ion binding.
UGAAUGAUCUGGAGCAUUACACACUUUCUACUUGGUGGUCGGUCAAUGUUUACCUGCAAACAAAGCUGCGAAAAGAGAAGAAAAAUAACACACAAUGUGUUGCUCGGUUGUUAUUGUUGUUGUUAGUGGUGGUGUUGCUGCAUUAAGUCAUCGUUGGUUAAAUUUUGCUUUAUGGUGGGAAUAUCUCAUUCAGCUCACUAUUGGUUGGAGGUGAACGCGUCAUGCAAACCGAACAGAAAAUCAAAUAUGAAAUUUCAUAUGAAGCAGUAAUAGAGAAAACAAACACUUUGCACGUUGCGCUGAGACUUGCAAAAAAAAAAAAAAGAUAAAACAUGUAAAGAGAAAAAACACAAAUUGACUAUUUAUUUUUGUUGUUUUCUGUUUUUUUUUUUCAUUUUUGUUCAUCCCGUUAACUACAUUCGAACAUACACGAAUGGAUACGAGUAUUUAUUGUUUGCUUGAAAAGUUCUAUUGAUUUUUUGAUCGUUUAAUAUGAAUCGAAUACAUGUUAUUUUAGUCAUUUUAUUUGUUCACUUUCACUUACAAGUGAAUUGCGUGCAACUGGUAGCAUUUGUAUCACAGCAUGGAUUGCAUGGUGAAAUCCAUUUUACACAGCAAAAUGAUAACUCCUUUGAGAUUCGGUCGAAAGUUGAAACGACCCUACAAUAUCCGGAUCAAAUUUGGAGUUGGGGCAUUCAUGAAAUGCCAACCGACUACAGAGAUGUGCAGCCGAAUCGACGUUGUCAUCCGAACACAUUGGGCAGGAAAUUGAUCGGUUUCGAUGAUCAUUUGGGAUAUUUGCAAUUACCCGGGAAUGAAACGACAACUUGGCAAAUUUCAGCCGAAAUCAGCGACAAAAUAAGCAUCUGGAGUAAGUCAUUGGUGUUGCAGAAUCUCGACACUGGAUCGUAUAUUUGUGCAACGAUAGCAACGAUUGAAGAGAAUAUUGAUCAUUUGGCCGAAGCCAGAUUCCAUGGGCCCAUUGCCGGUUCAAUUUAUUUCCAUUGGCUAACCGCCAAAGAUACCACUCACCGCGAAAAUAUGAUUACUUCAAAUCUUUUCCAUAUGGACAAUAUCACCGAACGUACACCAAUCACCACACACUCGUGGAAAAUAUUCGUAACUGAUAUCUUCGAGACGAAUGCCGAAAAAUCACAAAACAAUUGCAAUGUAUUGCAAAUCAUUUACGAUCCACAAAAUGAAGGUGUGGGCAAAUCUUUGGGUGACAUAGAUGGUCGCGUGGGGAAAAUUCAAGUUGCAACCGAUGUGUAUGGACACGAAGCGAAACAAUUAUUCCAAGACAAAGAGUUAAUUCUGCUGCCAAGUGAUUUAACGGGAACACAUCGACAGUUAUUUGUGGUGAUUUACGAUCAUAACUACCCGACUCGGUUUUUGGCUUGUGCCAAAAUUCGUAAUCUGAAAACACGCAUCGUGAAAUCGAUAUUCAAUUCGAAUGGAGUGAAAGGUGAAGUGACGAUACAUCAGCGUUCGCCAUAUGAACCGACAUGGUUGAAUUUCACCGUUUCUUCAGCAAAGAAUGAGCUGAGAGAGAAUACCGAGUAUUUGCGUGAUUUGGCUGGAUUUCAAAUUAAAACGUUGCCACCGGAUCCAACGUUGGCCAAUAUGAACACGUAUUGCAACAGCGCUGGAGGAAUUUACAAUCCAACCGAAGUGGAUAAUAGUAAAAAACCGCCGGCCGGGUAUGGUACACAGGAUCAAUAUCCGGUUGGUGAUCUGUCGGGAAAAUUGCAAAUGCGAAACAAAGACUAUCCACACAAUUAUCUGUUGCCAAUUACACCAGGAAAUGAGCUCAACGGAAUUUAUUGGGAUUUAUUCCUACCGAUACAGGGCAUGUACAGUGUGGUGCAUCGCGGUUUGGCCAUUGAACGAUACAAUCGAACUGAUGCAGCGAAUACAACAACGGCCAAUUGGGCGUGUGGCACAUUGACACUGUACCAAGAAAAUCGACAGUAUCAAAUGCCAAUGACCACGGCCCAAGUUCUUUUCCGCUAUCCCAUUGUUGGUAAAAUUCUAUUCCGGCAACCACGAGAUGAUCCACUGCAUGACACUACCAUUAUUAUUGAGUAUCUAAUUCAUGCUGAUGGAGCAAGUACGAAUACAAGUCAGUCUCAUCGCUGGGCAAUCCAUAGCAAUCCACCUGGUAAAGACUUUUAUGACUGGCAAAAUCGAUGUGCAAGUACAAAUCAAGUACACAAUCCCUAUAAGGUGGCAUUUGAUCCAGACAAUCCAUCUCGCACAUGUUCCAACGAGCAUCCGGCUAGUUGUCGUUUGGGUGAUUUGAACCAUCGCAUUGGAUCGCUCACAAUUGCUGGCAGUAAAAAAGAUAGAACAUUAACUCGUUCCGUUUUCACGGAUGCUGGGCUUCCGCUCAGUGGUUAUUACAGUAUAUUUGGAAAGUCUCUCGUGAUUUAUGAUGAUUUCGGACCAAAAGCACGCGGUGAACGAUUAGCUUGUUCAAUAAUCGAACGUCAUUUCCCGCGAAAGGUAGUGGCAAGCGAUUGGUAUGGCAAUGGUAUUACGAUAAGUGUCAAAGGGAAAAUUGAACUAUACCAACAGUCUGAAUAUGAAAUCACAAAUAUUGAUGUUCUCUUGAAGGGAUUGAAUGAAACGAGUGGCUAUCAUAUCCAUGAGGCAUCGAUUCAAGAGAAUUUAUUGUUCCCAUGCGAAGCGUCCACCAUUUAUGAUCAUUGGAAUCCACGCGGUGUGAAUCCGAAAACUUCACCAAUGCCACGCGAAGGUUCGACGGAUCUCUAUGAAAUGGGCGAUCUGAGUGGCAAAUUCGGUACGCUAGACCAUUUGUCAGAGUAUAUGGCUAGUUUUAAUGACACAAACAUUCCAUUGUUUGGGUAUGAAACGGUUUUGGGGCGAUCGGUUGUUAUUCAUAAAAAAUCGAAAAAUGUCCGAUGGGCGUGUAGCACUCUAGAACGCGGUUACAGUCCACAUGAAUCCAGAGAAAUUCGAGCGAUUGCAUCAUUUCAUCAUCCCAAAGGAUAUGCAUACGGUUACAUGAGAUUCACACAGUUGAUUCACAAUGAUGGCAGCAAAAGUGAUACUACCAUCGAAGUUAAAUUGAGACAUCCAGGAGAAAAUGACCGGAAUAUGACACGGCAUCAUCAUUGGAAAAUCUUUGUCAAUCCAGUUGGUGUGGAUGCCGUUGUACAGCAAACUAUUACGAGAUGCGUCGCUGGCGGUUACACAUGGAAUCCAUACUACACUCAAUUGGCUGAUCCACUCAACACCCAACUCUAUGAAGAAGAAUGUGGCGCUGACAAUCCAUUGCGAUGCUAUGUUGGAGAUAUCUCCUUGCGCACCAGUACUAUCGAUAUUGGUGAUAAGCGUGUAAUAUUCUCGGAUCAAAAUUUGCCACUGGAAGGUGUACAAAGUGCGCUGGGCCGAUCGAUCGUUUUAUUCGGCCCGAACUAUUCAUAUGAACGAUUUGCUUGUGCAAACAUCGAACCAGAUCACGAUAUCAUCAAAUAUGUGAAUCUGCAGCGCCCGCCAAAAUUUGUUGUUGCUCAAUUCAUGGAAGAAGUGAGACAAGUGAUGGGAGUGCCUGAAUGGUUUUUAAGUGUUGAUUCGCGUAAAAUCACCCUAUUGCAUGGUGGUGCUUGUGUUCAAAUGUUGAUCCAUUUCAAAGGGCCGUUGGCUCAUCAAAUGGAAUUGGAUCUAUCACGUUUGAUAGCCGGCGGCAAACUUGAUUCACCAACUCUGAACAUUCACGGGUAUGCCAGUACAAAGCGAAAGAAAGUCUUGGCAUAUCGAGUUUGUGGUGUGCGUGAUCCAAAUGAAAAAAGUGGACGGAAAAGUCGAUUUGGUGGACAUUUUACUAGUGGCAGUAUUGCGAUCGAAAGUAUUUCAUCGAAAUUAUUUCUGUUUCAGGUUACAAUUUUAGUUGUUGCUCGAUUUUUGUAGAUAAAACGUUGUGCAAUUGUUAAUCAUUGAAUUAUAUGACUGAAGAAAAAAAAACUUAGUACAUUAUGCUGCAAAUUUUUUUUAUAGUCAAAACCUUUGAUGAAAAUGAAUUUUUGUCAAAUAAAACAAGUAUUUAAAACCAAAAUAAA